This is a messenger RNA of Stylophora pistillata, 6048 nucleotides long. Its product is annotated as endoribonuclease Dicer-L-like. Lineage: Eukaryota; Metazoa; Cnidaria; Anthozoa; Scleractinia; Pocilloporidae. Gene Ontology annotation, biological process: pre-miRNA processing; apoptotic DNA fragmentation; siRNA processing. Gene Ontology annotation, molecular function: RNA binding; ribonuclease III activity; protein binding. Gene Ontology annotation, cellular component: cytoplasm; nucleus. The record is from RefSeq and is a predicted model, not a curated record.
AAACGUGGCCUCCACUAUUAUCUCCUAAUUUUUAAAGUGACGCUAGAUAUAGUCCAAAGAUUACAUUCGUGGAUCUCAGAAGUGGUGUAAAAAGACUCGAAAAGAAAAAGACUGGGAUGAAAUGGAAAGGGCUCAGGAGAUGUCAUUUGUCUGGCCACAUCAUUCUGUUGAUAUAGCUGAACGAGUGCUGGCGAGCGAACAAUCUUGCGUUGUUUGUGUCUCAAGGGACAAGUCUAAAACAUUCAUUGCAUUCAAUGUGUGUCAAGAGUUUUGGAGAAGAAACGUGAAAUGUGGCAAAAUGAUUCUGUUGGUGGAUGAUGAGAAAGCCACCAUUGUGGAGCCUUUCCUAACAGGAAUAUCAAACCAAAGUCUCCUGUCUGUAAAAGCAUUUUUCAAGAAACCAGGUGUUGAAGAUGAGUGGAACUGCAGUUUCUCCAUGUGCGACAUAAUAGUAACAACAGGAGAGGCUUUUGCACAGAGGUUGAUCGCUAGAACAAUGGAAUUGUCAUUAUGCAGUUUAAUUAUUUUUGACCAAUGUCACCUUGUCUUAAAUCAGGAGCAUCAUUUUGCUAUUAUACUUCAGAAAAUGAAAGAGAGUAAUCUUGAAUCUAGACCACACAUUAUGGGCCUUUCAUCACAAAUUCUUUGUCAUCAAGAUUGUUCAGAAGAUAUGGAAAUCUUUUUAACCUCACUGGAGCAGAUUUUUAAUUGCAGAACACUAAUUUCUAGUGAUCUUCUGGCUUUGAACCAAUAUGGAGAAUACACUGAAAUGGAAAUUGGUUGUUUUAUUUGUAGUCAUGUUCAGGAUCCACAUAUUUUCAAUCUAAGCAAAAUUUUUGAAAGAGCUUUAUUCUUUCUAAAAGAUUACAGAAUGAAUCAGGUGACUGAGACCUGUGUAAUAUUUGCAAGACAUAUUUUGACUGAGGGCCACAGGGUUCUUUUAUUGUUGGGAUCGUGGUGUACCUGGUACAUGGCAAAAAUAACUGUUAGGGAGAUUGACAAGCUGGAGAAGAAGUCUGUGGACUGUGAAAUUGUGCUUAUUUUGCAAUUCUGUAGAACGCAGAUUAGGUUAGUCAUAAGUAUUUUAGAACAAGAAAAGUUGGAAGUUUCCGUGAAUGACUUAACUGAUCUUGGAUCAAUACUUCUUUCUCGCACAUCAAUGCAUCUAAAACCUGAACAUCAGGAAGUAAAUAACUCAGUGCCAACCUUAGGUACUAAUCAGGGGUUAUAUGAAGAACCUCUCCAAUCCUGUGAAUCAUGUCUCAUAGACAAGGUUUCAUCAAGUGAAAGUCAAGACAUUCUUCAAGGCCCAAACACUCAGUCUUUGAACUUGCAAACAUCCUAUGGCACUAAGAAUCAGUGCAAUGACCCUCUGUGUGUCAUUCUUGUUCCAAGCACAAUCAUUGCUAAGGCACUGAAUUCUCUUCUUAACAAACUUUCUAAUGCUGUAGUAAAGUACAGUUUCCUUAAGAGUGCAUGCAUUCAUGGUAAUAAAGCAAAAGAAGAAAUGAAAGAGUCUAGCUUUUCUGAUGAAGUAGACGAAAAUGUAAUGGUGUGUGUUCAAGAUGGCUCUUUUAAUGUUCUGAUUGCAACAUUUGAAAUUGAACAAGAACUGUAUGCCAAGAGAUGUAGUCUGUUGAUUCGUUUGGGUAUGCCGAACACUUACGAGAAUUAUUACAGUGUAAAGAGCAAACUUAAGUCCGCUGGAGGCAGUCUUGUAGUUCUUGUGAGAGAAGAAGAACUGGCUGAGACAGAAGCAAAAUACCAGAUUUUUCAGAGGAUUGAGAAACUGUUAUGGGAGAGGUGUCCAAAUAGCCGGCCUCCUGGCCAUGAGACAAGGAAACUGUUUCAAGAAAGCCAGGCAGAUGUCUAUCAACCCUUAGGCGAAGGAGGUGCUAAGGUUGAGCUUCUCUCCAGUAUUGCUCUUGUUAACAGCUAUUGUGGCAAGUUCCCCAGCAGUGGAGUGGGUUAUCCAGUACCUGUGUGUAGAAUGCAAGAAGUAUGGUCUAACAAGGAAGUACAGUUUGUCGCUACACUGUUCCUUCCCCGGAACUCUCCUGUUUACCAACCCAUAAAGGGCAGUGUAACACUGAAGACAACUGACAUUAAUGAGGAUACAAUGAGAAAAGCCAAAGUCAAGUCUGAAAUGUUGGCUGCUCUGGAGGCUUGUCGACUGUUGCACAAAAGAGAAGAACUAACUGACGAUCUUCAACCUUUAUUCAGGUGGCACGCUUAUAAUCUCACGGUUCAACAUGAACCGUGUGACUGUGAAGUUGCCGAUGGUGGGGUUGGAGUAGACGGAACAGUUACGAGAAACCGAGCUUACAAGAGAAAGUUCCCUACCCUGCUAGAAAACAAUUUCCCCGUUUGUGGUGAACCAUGCUAUGUCUACUCGCUCACCAUGGAGUUGACCAAACCGUGGAACUUUGAACGUGCUCUCAGGUCAAGAAGUAAAGCAAAGGCGACCUCAGAUUCUUACAGUAUUGGGGUUCUAUCCAGGAAACCAUUACCCAAGUUGCCUCGUAUUGCAAUAUUUGACAGAGCAGGGGAAGUAACUGUGACUGUCACUGAGUGCUGUCCACAAUCUAUUUUCCUGACCGCUGACCAGCUUUCACUCCUGCAGAGAUUCACCGAGUAUGUCUUCAAGGAGAUCGCAAGACCGAAAAAGGAAUCUUCAGCUACGUUCUUAUCGUUUGACCCAACCAUUGCCUUUUCUGGUUAUUACAUCUUAUUUCUAAAGGAUGCCUCCAGUAGCCGCUCUCUCGCAGGACUUUCUUCAAACAAUCACAAGGAAGUUGCGUUUGAUUUCAUGUUCUCCUUAGAGGACAAACUAGGCUGCUUUAAAAAUCCUGUCUAUUCCGGGCCACCUGACAUCACCGACGCUGAGAUUUUCAGAGAUACAGUUGUAACGGCCACAUACAACGAGAAACGAAGCCAUUACUAUGUGGCUGACAUAUGCUACGAUCUCAGCCCAUCAGACCCAUUUCCAAAUAUUGAAGUAGCUGGUACAUUUGCAGAGUACGUUAAAAUUCGUUACGAUGUGGAGGUAUCCCUGGACCAACCCAUGCUAGAUGUGGAUCACACAUCAUCCCGACUGAACUUCCUGUUACCGAAUUAUGAGAACUUCAAAGGACAACACCCGCGUAUACCAGAGAAGAAUUCCAAGCGGUCAAGGAAGUCGAAGGUGUACCUGAUUCCUGAGCUGUGUUCCAUUCAUCCGGUGCCAGGACACCUCUGGCGGCAGCUAUCUAAUCUGCCAGCUGUGCUGUAUCGUAUCGAAUCGCUUCUGGUUGCCGAGGAGCUAAGAUGCUGGGUUGUUAGGGAUCUUGGUAUAGGAGUUGUGGAUUGGCCAAAGGAUGUUCCACUGCCACCGGUGACAGUUGGAGAGACGAUGGGUGAGGAAAUUCUGCCUGCAAUAGGGUCCUCUGCAGUAGAGUCAAACGGCAAAAGGUCCUCCCAGGUGGCCUUGGUCAACCUGACCUCUCCUUUCUCCGCACAGCUACCGGAAGUGUUUAUGGAUCUCAAGAUCUCCAAUCAAGUAGAACUGACUGAGAAAUCUGCUGCCAAAAGCCUUGCCGGGGGGCUCUCUAAUGGCGCCAGAGAGAGCUGUUUGUCAAUGAGCUCUGAGACCUUUCUUGUUGAACAUUCUUGCGCUGAAACGGAGUGCAAACCACUCUUUCGUCCAGCACCUCAUCAAGGUCUCCUGAUCCCCAGUAAAGAAAAAGAAGAUUUUUGGCCAAAUAAGUUGUCUGACUUAAAUGUACCCCUUCCAACAGAGCGUAGAGCAUUUGAUUGCGAUUCAAUACCAGCAAAUGACAAAGAAAGCGAGGUGUCUGCUGUCUCAAUUUGGACCGACCCGGUUCUUUCGAACCUGUACCGAACCUGUGGCCCGCCGUCAUCGUUGAUUUUACGUGCUCUAACAACAACCUUGGCUGGAGAUGUAUUUUCUCUCGAGCGUCUUGAAGUUCUUGGCGAUUCAUUUGUGAAGUAUGCCAUUUCUUCUUCUGUUUUCUUCAAACACAGGUACGAGAACGAAGGGGUUCUAUCGUUCCUCCGGGGUAUUAAAGUAAGGAACCGGCAACUGUUUUAUCUGGCAAGGCAACGUGGUCUCCCGUCCUACAUGUUCACCCGAGUGUUCAACCCUUUGGUAAAUUGGCUGCCGCCUGGAUUCUAUCUUGACAACGACAGCAACGCUGAAAACUCGGGUUACGAUCAUCAUAGCGUGAUUUCUGACACAUUUCUUGAUGAAGUUGAUGACGAGGAAGAUGAUGAUAGUAUUUUCGCGGAGACGGAAAGUUCAGGUUACAACUCUGAUUGUCGGCAAGGCGAAUCUCCUGAUGUCCAACUGAACUCUUACCUUCAUGUCUGUUGUUCUGAUAAAUCCAUUGCUGAUUGCACCGAAGCCCUUAUGGGGGCAUUUCUUUUGUGUUUUGGAUAGGAUGGAGCUUUCAAGUUUCUGGAAUGGUUGGGUAUGGAAAUAGAGAGAGACGAGAAAGAUGAAAACUUAGUGCACAAACCAUCUUCUGAUGAUUCCGCUGGCGAUGCAGUUCCAAAACCAGCCUCAACCAUGUGUCAUCACUAUACGUCCCAUGUACCUCAGCAAGCUUCUGAAACAUUGCAAGAAAACUUGUCCUUGUUAGACGACGAAACUGUUCCUAGUGCAUCAAUCGGUAGGCUCUCUUCAGAACAUGAGUCGACAGCUGACGAGUUCAAGGAUGUGGAGGAAGCUCUACACUACCUCUUCCAUGACAAAUCUCUGUUAGUGCAAGCCUUCACCCAUAGUUCCUUACCUGGGGACUAUAACUCAGUUAGAAACAGCUAUGAACAACUGGAGUUCUUGGGAGAUGCAUUGUUGGAUUUCCUAGUGACGCGUUAUUUGUACGUAAAUCACAGACACAUGUCCCCAGGCGAGCUGACUGAUCUGCGAACUGCUUUGGUAAACAACUACAGUUUUGCUGUUCUGGCUGUGAAAUUGGGAUUUCCUAGACAUUUGAGGUCCUGCUCUCCACAGCUGUUCGGCAUGGUGAACAAGUUUAUGGUGAAGCUGAAAGAGAAAGAGAGGAAGCAUGCAAGAACGCAUAGGAAGAAUGACGAGAUUUAUUCCAGUGUUUUUGUGAUGGAAACCGAGGGAAGAGAUGAUCCUGAGCAGGUGGAGUUACCUAAGGUGCUGGGCGAUCUGUUUGAGGCUGUCGCUGGUGCCAUGUAUCUGGACUGUGGUGCAGACAUUGAAAUGGUGUGGGAAGUCUAUCUGCCGAUUCUCAAGCCCUCGAUGGAUUACUACUCAGAGCAUCCUCCCAUGUCAGCCAUUCGGCGAUUGUUGGAGAUGAAGCCUUAUGCAGCCAAGUUUUCGCCGGUAGAGAGAAUGGUGGAUGGUAAAUUCAAAUGUACCCUUACUGUAACAGGUUGUGGAACUUUCGUUGCCACGGGAAGAAAUUUCCGAAUUGCAAAAUCAACAGCUGCCCAGAAAGCCCUAAGGGCUCUUCAGCAGAUGGAGUCAGAGACAUAAUCCCAAAAAUCAAUCGUCACUGAUUUUUGUAUGUUUUUAUUUGUUUUGUUAAACUUCGCGCGAGUAGUAAAACUCCUGCUCCAAAGUAGCUUUUAAAGGACCCAUAACGUGGUUAUUAAAUUUAGUUGAAUGUUUUCGUUACUAAUUUUUUUAUUGCAGAAAAGGAUUUAUUUUUGACAGGUUCACUUUUUUUAGCUUGUUUUUUACACCAACAUUGUUCGGGCAGAGUUACUCUUGUUAUGCAGUCUAUUUUAUCGGUAUAAAGAGAUUUUAACCCUCAAUUUUUAUUUUUUUAUUUGUUCGGUAUUCCUUAUUGAAAUUAUAACAUUACUGCCACUUCCCAGUGGACAGUGAGAGAAUUUUAUUGCUGUGCGAGAAUAUAUUUUUAGUAUUACAUUUUAUGGUUUAUACGGAGCACGCAUUCCAUAAUAAAUUACCUAUUAUUACUUCGAAUUUCUUUUACAAGCGAACUUUUUUUAACAUGUGUUAUGUAUAUAUCAGCCUUUAUGCUAAUGUAUAUACAGUUUUAUUAAAAUUACAAA